Molecule: messenger RNA, 2357 nt
Organism: Motacilla alba alba
Lineage: Eukaryota; Metazoa; Chordata; Aves; Passeriformes; Motacillidae
Product: ferritin light chain-like
Exons: 3
Coding region: 89-922 (277 amino acids)
Biological process (GO): iron ion transport; intracellular iron ion homeostasis
Cellular component (GO): cytoplasm
Molecular function (GO): ferrous iron binding; ferric iron binding
Source: RefSeq, a predicted model, not a curated record
UCCUCCCUCGGAGGGCGGGCGGCGGCGCGCAAGGUGUGUCCCAGGUGCCCGGCUAUUUCAGGCGGCGCGGCGGCAGCGCGGCGGCCCCAUGGCGGCGCCGGCCAUGGCCGAGCCGCGCUCCAAGCGGCCGCGGGUGACGCUGCCCGCCUGCCCCGCGCACCGCCCGCUGCCCGGCAGCCGCGUCCGCCACGGCUUCCCGCCCGCCGUGGAGGAGGCGCUCUGCGGCGUCACCGGCGCCCAGCUGGAGCUGCACUACUGCCUGCAGGCGCUGGGUGAAUAUUUUGAUCAGUCCCAUGUGGCUCUACCAAAUAUUUCGAAGUUCUUCCUGCAUCAAGCUCUGGAAGAGAGAAAAGCCGCAGAGGCGUUGAUGAAGUAUCAGCAGGAAAGAGGAGGCCAUUACUGCUCUAAAACCAUCCAGAAACCAAACUGUGAUUAUGCAGUCGGUCUGAUGAAAGCCCUGGAACUAGCAAUGGUACAAUGGAAAACGAUGCUACGAUAUUUUGAAGAGCUUUAUGCCCUGAGUGUUGAAAAUGCAGACCCUCAUAGUGCAAGCACUAUCAAGAAACAAUUUAUUGGGCCCAAAAUCCAGAAGAUCAAGCUGAUGGGAGAUCUGCUGACCAAUGCUCGCAGGCUUGACUGUUCCCAGGAUGGCAGAAAUAGUCUUGGGGAUUACUUUAUGGACCGGCUGCAGAAAGAGUUCAGGACCAGCAUAGAGCCAGAGUCCAGUGAUCACUGCAGCCCCUGCCCACCUCUCCAGCAGUGCACAGGAGCUGCAGAAGGUCUGAAGCGACCCCAGAAAGAAUGCUCCCAGCACAGAAAUGGCAUAGGGCCAAUAUAUGCAACCAUACACUGCACCACGAUGCUGCCACAGUGUAACGAUGGCACAGGAGCAAAGGUGAAGCAGGGCAGGGAGGGCCUUUAAUGCUCAGGCUGCUGCAGCUACAGGGCAGCUCCUCAGGCAGGCCUGUCCCGAGGGUGGAGCUGGGACCAAAAUUCAGGAGACACGAUGCUCCCUCCCUCCUCCUGCUUUACACCCCAUCCCCUCAUCCUGUGCUGAGUCACAGCUCAAAAACCUAGCUAGGACCACUAUUUGCUUUAAAUUAUAGCAAGGUUGUCAGCUAGAUUGUCACAUUUAGCUAUGCAAUUCUUACUAGAAGCCAAAAGUUCUUAAGCUUCUUCUUUCUCUUAAAUGAUUAAUAGGAUCAGUUAGUGCAAAUUAUUUUAAGAAUAUAUAUAAAAUUUAUUUUAAAAAAUAAAAAAUGAAAUCACUGCACUUUUUGUGCAAGGAAACUUUUACAUGGCAGAAAAUCCAAAUAUUUAGUUUUAUAUUACUGAAUAUUUUAUUUUACUAUUUGGUAUUUUAAAUUACUAACAAGUAUAGUAAAAUAAUGAACUUUUUAAAAAUACUUGUUCAAAAACAAUGGGGUUUUUGUCUUAUUUCUAUCAUAGCAGCAAUUUAAAUAAGUAGUCUAAUGCAUUUACUGAUCAGCUAUUUCUAGUGGUAUACUUCAGGAUGAAGGAUGCAAACAUUUCCUCAACAGUGGGAAUAAGAAAAUGUGCUGAUUUCUCUAUAGUUAUUGCCUAGUUGGAUUUUCUCAUCCUCAGAAAGCAGAUGAGAGAGAAAUUAGGAGUUCUCAUUAGAUGAGAACUUUAGAGAUUCUAGGGCAUAUUUUGCAAGUGUCACUGAAGAGAGUAGCUCUAGGACUUUGUCCAGGCUUAACGUGGGAUGAUUGCUUUAAUUAUGAUACAGAGCCCUAUCUCAGCUAGCUCACUAAAGGUAUUACUGUGGCACUCCUGCUACUUCUUAUAGUCCCUAUUUGGUCUCAAGUAGGGGCAUGAGAUCCUAGUGAAAAAACAGCACACUUAACUAGAAUUGCAUCAGAGAGAACACCUACUCAUUAGUUUUGCCUUUCAAUUAGGGCAGUGUUAGCCAGCUUGGUUCAACUGCAGAGGUGUCCAAAUUCCUCUCAUUAGUCCCCUACCAGAGUGCCUCAUUCUGUACCCUGGCUCCCAAGGUCACCUAAGAAGAGCAACUGGCUAGAUCAGCUGCCUGCAGUUAGGGAUUUUUUGUCAUUAUAUACAUCUUUUAUGCAGUUGGGGUUUGAUUCAUUGGAAGAUUGCCUCACACUUUCAUGUAAUAGUUUAGCUGAUACUCUUGUUUUGCUUGAAAAUAAAUUCAGUUCCAUGUCUGCAUCUCCAGUGUAUUCCUCAAUUCACCACCCAGGCAUGCUGGUAUUCUUCUCCAAAAGAUUUUGCAUAUGUGUACAAAACUAUGCCUGUAUUUUUCUGCAUCUGAGGAAGUUGUGCGUGAUGGAAGAGUAUGACAGAGUGAAAAUAAAUGCCAGAAAACUGCAUUA